AUGACUUCUAAAAAGAAACUCAAUAUUCAGUCUUUUUUCAAACCUCAAAAAGUUGAUAAUAUACAAAAUAACACAGAUUCAGUAGUUUCAGCAUCAGACACUGAUAUCCCUACGUCGUCCACAUCCCAUAUAAAUAGACACGAUAUUUUCAAUUACGUUAAAAGAGUAUUGACUCAAAAUGAAAUACAUGAUAUACUAAAUGCAAUUUGGAUUCCCGAUGUAAAUUAUAAUUUUCCUGUGAAAGUAUUUUUUGUUGGAAAAGAUAAAACUGCUAGGUACUUGAAGUUCCAAUAUAAAUGGUUUGCUAGAUUUCCUUGGUUAGUGUAUUCUGAAAUAGACAAUGGAGCGUAUUGUAAAUUUUGUGUAGCUUUUUCAACAAAUUAUGCUGGGAUUAAUGAUCAAAAAUUAGAAUUAUUAGUUACAAAAAAAUAUGACAACUGGAGACAUGCAUUAGAAUAUUUCAAAAAUCACUCGCAACUAGAAUACCAUAAAAAAUACAAACAAAUUGAUAUUGGAAGGAAAAAAGAAAUAAUACAAAAUCGUAAAAAUAUCAUUCCUGUUAUUGAGGCAAUUAUUUUGUGUGGUCGGCAAAAUAUGGCACUACGAGGGCAUCGUGACUUUGGGAACAUUUUCAAAGCAUGCUCAGAUGACAAACAAAAUAAUGAUGGUAAUUUUAGGGCGAUUCUUCGCUAUAGGGCCCAAGGCGAUAGUGAUAUGAGAUCAUAUCUUGAAAGUUCUGGUACCAUUAAGUACACAAGUUCUACUAGUCAAAAUGAAAUAAUCGAUUCCUGUAAUAAACUGUUAUUGAACAAAAUAGUUUCAAGAGUAAACGAAGCAAAAUGUUUUACUGUUCUUGCUGACGAAACGGCUAAUGUGUCGGGUAUAGAACAGAUAUCUUUGUGUGUCAGAUAUAUUGAAUUAAGCACCCUUGAACUUCAUGAAGAUUUUUUGCAAUUUGUUCCUGCUGUUGACAUGACAGGGAAAGGAUUGGCGAAAUUAAUAAUUGAUAAUCUAUAA
Molecule: messenger RNA, 1017 nt
Organism: Sipha flava (yellow sugarcane aphid)
Lineage: Eukaryota; Metazoa; Arthropoda; Insecta; Hemiptera; Aphididae
Exons: 2
Coding region: 1-1017 (338 amino acids)
Source: RefSeq, a predicted model, not a curated record